Molecule: messenger RNA, 1085 nt
Organism: Cottoperca gobio
Lineage: Eukaryota; Metazoa; Chordata; Actinopteri; Perciformes; Bovichtidae
Gene: csf3a
Product: colony stimulating factor 3 (granulocyte) a
Exons: 5
Coding region: 58-672 (204 amino acids)
Biological process (GO): immune response; positive regulation of myeloid cell differentiation
Cellular component (GO): extracellular region
Molecular function (GO): cytokine activity
Source: RefSeq, a predicted model, not a curated record
AAUCAUGAAUAGUAUUCACUUCAGGUCAAUACUUAAAGACAUUCCUCAACAGAGGCCAUGAACAUCCUGAUUGUUUUCGCCAUUCCCUGCUACAUGGCCACCGUCGCCCGCAGCGCACCUCUGCAGGAGACACUUGUUGAGGGCGCGCAGUUUCAGGAGAUCGUGCAGAGGAGCCGCAGCUUGAUACAGAAGAUCCUGCUCUCCAUUCCCGACACGCACAAAUCCUGCAUUCACACACAGACGCUACAACUCGUUUCCUCAGAAAAUGCUAAGCUUGUGAUGAUGGCAUCCACCAUUGGCAUCCCCUCUGCUCCCCUACUGUCAGAAAACCUCCCUUUGGAGACCAAUUUGAAACGUAUGUCUGAGGGUCUUCAGCUACUCCGGUCCUUACUGAGCGCCAUCUUUCCUCGGCUGGAGAACAAAGACAAAGUGAUUGGGCUAAUGGCUGACAUCAGAGACCUUGUCGUUCAGAUCAAUAAGAUGCUGAAAAUGGCCCAGGCAGAGGCUGUGGUGCAGCCCUCACCAACCCCCAUGGCCUUACGUCUACCAGGCCAAUAUGAUGUUCAAGUGGCGGCACACCUGACUCUGGUGCAGCUCCAGUCCUUCGGGCAGGACACGGUCCGCUGCCUCAGGCGUCUGGACCAGAGCAAUGACGAGGAGACAGAGAGCUGACCAACAUUUGCCUUUUGAUUAAUGUCCAAAACAUACUUUAUUCUGCUGUUUUUUAUCAUGGUGAUUAUUUAUUUAUCUGUUAAAUGAUUAUUUAUUUUUUUAAUCUAUUUAUAUAUUUAUUUAUGCAACAUGGAAUAUUUAUUUAGGGAAUUUAUUUUUGAUAACGUAGCUUUGUAUCCCUCAGUCCUCUUAGUCUUCACGACAUAGCAAUAACUGGAAAUUAAAUAAUCUUCCAGUUAUCAUUUUUAGAGGAUUGGAUAGAAAUGUUAAGGAUUAUAAAUUCUGGAAAAUGUUUAAAUUAAAUGUAUUAUUUGUAUUUCUUAUUUAAAAAACAAAACAACGCAGUAAUGUAUUUUCUGAUAUUUAAAUUAAAAAUGAUAAUUUCUGAAAAAAAGAAGGCAAUUGUUCCUUUU